AUAAGUCAUGCACUUCUAGGUCUAGUUUCUAAGUGAUCUAUUCGAACAUAAUAUUAAUAAAAACAUGAUUUAGCUCAGCUUUUGUUUUAGUCGGUAGAAUUAACUGCUAUCAAAGCGUGCGUGAUAAAUAUAAUGGUUUACAGUUUCGCCAGCAGUGAAAAUGACACUGUACUGGUUUUAUACACCUUUAUUUAUUUAUUUUUUGCUGGGUGUUUUGUAGCACCACCAACAGAAUUCGUUUCAGCAGGUGUAACCAUUCAAAAUCUACUAUCUCAUUGGCUUGGUAGUGAAGAUUUCCAUUUUAUAUACUAUCAUAUAAAAAGGAUAACAGCAACUGUCAUAAUACAUAGCAUUUUGCCAUUAGGUUAUUAUCUAGGCCUUGGUUUAUUUGCACCAGAGUUGAGCUUGUACAAUUUAGAUCAACUGAGCAUCCUCUGGUCAGUUUAUUUGAUCUUCAGCUUGGUACUACUUGGCUUCUCACUGUUGCUUGCAAUCUACUGGCAUGGUGGGAAUUGGGAUAAUCAUCCAUUGGCCAAAGAGUUAAAACUUCUUGGUGGUGAAGGUAAUUCAUGGCGGUCAGUGGCAUCAUCCAUAAAUGUGGAGUUCAGGCGUGUAGAUAAGUUCACAAGUGGCAUACCCAGUCGACUUGUGGCUGUGACUGAUUCAUGGAUUAUCAAAACCUCAACUUACUAUGUUUAUAUUGCUCAUCAGAAUGACAUUCACUUGACUCUGUCUGAUGCAGAAGAGCAUUCAUUAUCAUAUCAGAACCAGAUGGCAGUACAGUACCUUAAUAUUACGGUGGCUAGCAUUCAGCCCGGAUUAAAACCAUUCACAAUAAGACUCAACUCUCUAGAACUGGGAGAUCUAAAAGAAAAGUUACAAGCACCUAUCAGGAAUGCUAGAAACAUCGUUAUUCAACAGUCACUCAGUGAUAGAUUUUUAAAAUCUUUUAAAGAGUUUGUGGACAGUAAUCCUAUUUAUGUAUUGCCACCUACCAUGGAAGUUGAGCAGUGUAUUGGCUGCAUGCAGAAGAUGUCAGAUGUUAAGUUGCAGAAAAACUGUGAUAAUCCUGAGGGCGGAGUUCCAGACAACAAUUGCGUACAGUGUUUCUGCCGCCCUAUGUGGUGUAUGGAAUGCAUGGGGAAAUGGUUUGCCAGCCGUCAAGACCAUCAGAGGCCAGAGACAUGGUUAUCUAGCAAAUCCCCUUGUCCUACUUGUAGAGCUCGCUUCUGUGUCCUAGAUGUGUGUAAAAUACAAACAGCUCAAUAAUA
Biomphalaria glabrata is the source of this 1271-nucleotide messenger RNA. RefSeq names its product E3 ubiquitin-protein ligase TM129-like. Lineage: Eukaryota; Metazoa; Mollusca; Gastropoda; Planorbidae. Gene Ontology annotation, cellular component: endoplasmic reticulum; membrane. Gene Ontology annotation, molecular function: ubiquitin protein ligase activity. Gene Ontology annotation, biological process: protein ubiquitination. The coding region runs from base 133 to 1269 and encodes 378 amino acids. The transcript is spliced from 4 exons. The record is from RefSeq and is a predicted model, not a curated record.